This is a messenger RNA of Nezara viridula (southern green stink bug), 2196 nucleotides long. The record is from the annotation of a GenBank genome assembly. NCBI's taxonomy places the organism in Eukaryota, Metazoa, Arthropoda, Insecta, Hemiptera, Pentatomidae.
GUUCGGUAGAUUGCUAGGUCCUUUCUCGAGGGAUCUAGUUCCCUGCGUGAAGGUUUUAUUGGAUUUACAAUUUUAUUGAAGUAAGGCUGAGGGGACCCACGUCCACGUCCUAGUAUUGUAUUUUAUUAAGAUUUCUUAACCUCAUAUUUGUAUUAAUUAUAGCCAUAUUUAGGAAUAUAUUAAACUUCGCUUAAUCCUUCCCAUAAGAAAACUACUAUGGCAGCUACAGGGAGAAUUUUUUCAAGAUUAAUUACUCCUCAAUUUACUUGUGUAAGGACUAACACAUCUUAUACCAGUAGCAGAAAAAACCUUGUUCUUACUAGCAAUUCAAAAGUUAUUUGUCAAGGUUUCACUGGUAAACAAGGUACAUUUCAUAGCAAACAAGCUAUAGAAUAUGGUACCAAAUUAGUUGGAGGUGUGUCUCCUGGAAAAGGAGGAAAGACUCAUUUAAAUCUUCCAGUUUUCAACACCGUUAAAGAGGCUAAAGAAGCGACUGGAGCUCAUGCUACUGUGAUCUAUGUACCACCUCCAGGUGCCGCGAAAGCUAUUAUUGAAGCUAUCGAUGCCGAAAUGCCUUUGAUCGUCUGUAUUACUGAAGGUAUUCCGCAGCAUGAUAUGGUCAGGGUGAAACACAAGUUAAUCAGGCAAAAUAAAUCACGUUUGAUCGGACCUAACUGCCCAGGCAUUAUCGCUCCAGAACAGUGUAAGAUUGGUAUUAUGCCUGGUCACAUCCACCGAAGAGGAGUUGUAGGUAUUGUUUCUCGAUCUGGAACAUUGACAUAUGAAGCUGUUCACCAGACUACGCAGGUUGGACUAGGGCAGACAUUGUGCAUCGGCAUCGGUGGUGAUCCAUUCAAUGGAACAGACUUUAUUGACUGCCUUGAAGUGUUUCUCAAUGACCCUGCGACCAAAGGGAUUAUUAUGAUUGGUGAGAUCGGUGGAGUUGCUGAAGAGCAGGCUUCUGAAUAUCUUCUCAAGCACAAUACAGGUACAGGUGCGAAGCCGGUAGUAUCGUUCAUCGCUGGCAUCACCGCUCCGCCAGGCAGGAGGAUGGGACACGCUGGAGCCAUCAUCUCUGGCGGCAAGGGGGGAGCUCAGGACAAGAUCAACGCACUGCAGAAGGCCGGAGUUAUUGUCAGCAAGAGCCCUGCUCAGAUGGGAAUAGAACUUUCUAAAGAAAUGAAAAGGCGAGGAAUUGUUUAGUGUCAAAUGGCCGUAUUUAUAUAAAUAUAUAUAGUAGACCUAUAUAGUUACAUAUUAUAUUAUUUAAAAUAAUGAAAAUUUAUUAAUUGGGGUUGUCCUUUCUUAAAAGAAGAAAAAAAAAAAGAAGCUUUUUAAGAAGCCAUUGGCUAAAAUUAAUUACUGUUAACAAUGAUAACAUGUAUAUGUCACUAACAGCAUUGGUCUCUCUUAUCAAUUUCAAUGUUAUCACCAAUGACGUGUGCACAUCUCAUCACCUUUAUUAUAAAUUGUAUAGUAAAUAAAUGCCUUUAUUUAUUGUUUAUUUUCUAUUACAUUAUAAAUGUAAUAUAUAUUUUUUAAUUAACUUGAUUUUAACUUAAGAAAAUAAUUCUUAAAAUGUUAAUAUUGUAUAUUAUAUUACGGUUAUAUAAAUGUUUUUGUUUGUUUUUUUAAAAAAGUCAAGUUGAUUUUGUAAGUGUGGAACUUUAAAAAAUAAACAAAAAAAGAAAAACUUGUUUAUGAAAAUUUUCUGUUAUUGUUUGGAUUUUACAAAGAAUGUGCUAUAUGAGGGAGAUCUGUUUAUGUAAUUCAAAAAAAUACAUUCAAUUUUUUUUUUGUUCUGUUAUUGUAAUAACUUGUAUAAUGUUAUUCUACCACCUACAGACUGCAUUGGAUAUCAAUUUGCAAAUAAAAUUAGUCAGUUGAGCUUUUUGUAUUAUUUGUUAAGUAUAUCAGAUUAUUUAGAUAAAUUUAAUAAAUGACUGAUUUUAUAAAUUUGAUUAUUAUAAUUGGCAUAUGAUUUUAUUUUUUUUUAUAAAUAUAAUACACGUUUUUAAACAUUCUAACAGUGCUUGUAAAUGGAGGACCAUAACCUCAAUAUUAAAAAAUGCAAAACCUCUCUAAUAGUCCAGUUAAUUUAGCCAGAACAAGAGAACAAAAUCUCUUAGGUCUUGAAACUUGUCUUCAAUGCUGCUUACAGUAUACUUUAAUUGCCUGAAUACAAUUUUUAUUUUU